This is a messenger RNA of Homarus americanus (American lobster), 554 nucleotides long. RefSeq names its product cytochrome b-c1 complex subunit 8-like (gene UQCR-Q). Lineage: Eukaryota; Metazoa; Arthropoda; Malacostraca; Decapoda; Nephropidae. Bases 66 to 314 code for a protein of 82 amino acids. The record is from RefSeq and is a predicted model, not a curated record. The transcript has 3 exons. Gene Ontology annotation, biological process: mitochondrial electron transport, ubiquinol to cytochrome c.
AACAAUAAACUCUCAUUUGACUCAACCCAUCAGCUGGUGCCUCUGACCAAAUUAAAGCUGUCGAAAUGGGAAAGGGAUUUGGUGAAUUGGCCUAUGUGAGGGGGAUCAUCAAGUAUUCCCUGUCUCCAUUUGAGCAGAGAGCAUUUGCUGGAGCCCUUAGUUAUGGAGUCCCUAACAUGUUCAGGAGAUUCCGUAGUCAGGUUCUCCGUGUUGUUCCCCCUUUCGUUAUUGCGUACAUGAUCUACAAUGGAGUUGAAAAAAGGCACGGGCAAUUAAUGAGGAAAAACCCUGAUGAUUACAUUAAUGAUGAAUAAUUGAAGUGAUCCACGAAUAAUCUCCAAUAUCUUAUGAGAAUUGUAGUCACAUUGUUAACUACAUGAUAUAUUUCGAUAUGUUCUUUGUGAAUUUUAUUACAUGCAAUAGCAGUAAUGUGAGAAAUUGUAAAUGGCUUGGGUUAACAGACAGUGUGAAUACAAUUUUUUGUAUUAUAGUGAAAAAUUUGUAAAUAACACCAAGGUAUCAUUAAAACAAGACAAAUAUAAUUUAUCUUAUUA